Argiope bruennichi is the source of this 475-nucleotide messenger RNA. Its product is annotated as alpha-tocopherol transfer protein-like. Lineage: Eukaryota; Metazoa; Arthropoda; Arachnida; Araneae; Araneidae. The coding region runs from base 5 to 475 and encodes 156 amino acids. Gene Ontology annotation, molecular function: phosphatidylinositol bisphosphate binding. The record is from RefSeq and is a predicted model, not a curated record. Gene Ontology annotation, cellular component: membrane. The transcript has 3 exons.
AUACAUGGCUGGUAUCGAAUUCGAGGAGGAUUUCCUGCAUUUAUUUUUAAGGUACAGAAAAUACAACUCUUCGCAGGCUUUUCAGGCUCUCAAGAAAUUCGUCAACUUUCGAAGAAAUUUCAGCAGCAUUUUCCAAACCGUCCCAGAAGUGUAUUGCAAAGAGACUCCUUUCACCAAGUUUAUGUCUAUUCUUCCUUACAGGUGUCCUGAUGGAUGUGCAAUUGUUCUCUGCGAACUGGGCAAGUGGAGCCAUAAUGAACUUUCAAUCGAGGACAUUAAAACAAUUUGUAUGUUUUCCUUUCUCCUGCCACUUCGACACCCAAUGACACAAAUCAGUGGAUUUAAGAUGAUUUACGAUUUUACGGAUACAGUCAAGCAUCUUAGAUACUGCACUCCACAAAAUAUUAGUCUGAUAUACAAUGCCAGUUUUACUUCAAAGAUCCCCAAAGCAAAACAACAUCAUGUUCUCACAUGA